AUGAAAUUUUCACUUUUUCAAAUAGUAUUCCUGACGAUUUCGCCAGUUUUGGCUACACUAAGAGGUCCCAAAGCAGUUGCGUUUGGAACACCAGAAACUCCGCCACAGAAACCAAAGCAAGUUGAUGGCAGGUUUCAAGCUUUGCAGCCAAGAAAUUGUACGAGAAAAAGUUAGUUAGCAAUUUGAUUUCAGCUUGGAAUUUUAACUUUAAAAAUUUCAUUUUUUUUUUUAAAUACUACAGUAAUCCGAACUGCAAAUUAUAGGAAUAUAGAAUUUCAACUUUUUGAAAACACUACAGUAACCGAAACUGCAAAAAAAUCUUUAAAAAUUUGA
Messenger RNA from Caenorhabditis angaria, 333 nucleotides. NCBI's taxonomy places the organism in Eukaryota, Metazoa, Nematoda, Chromadorea, Rhabditida, Rhabditidae. The record is from the annotation of a GenBank genome assembly.